This is a messenger RNA of Ictidomys tridecemlineatus (thirteen-lined ground squirrel), 6740 nucleotides long. NCBI's taxonomy places the organism in Eukaryota, Metazoa, Chordata, Mammalia, Rodentia, Sciuridae. The record is from RefSeq and is a predicted model, not a curated record.
CCUGCGGCUUGGAAACCCAGCCAGGACCGACCUGACCUGGGUCCCCGUCAGCCCUCGGGAUCCGCUCGGUUUUGCUGCGGACCUGGCUCCCAGGCCGGCGUGGUUGGUGAACCCGCUAGCAUCCAGCAACCCGGAGUGCGAAUUCCUGGGGCGCGAGCGUGAACGUGCGCGUGGCUCUGGCCUUGCGCUUUCCGGGUAGCAGAGGUUCUCUCUCCCAGGCCGCCCCCUCCAGGAGGGCGCAGGAAAAGAAGCACCGGCGCAGCCACGGUCUCAGCCAACGUUUCACACCCUUUUCUCCCGGCCUGCGUGCCUAGAAGCUGGAGCUAGCCGGAGCCUACGGUGGGCCAGUAAACCUAAGGAUAACUAUAAGGGCGGUGAGCAACGACCCGAUGCAAAGGGUCCCUGUCUUUGAGCAUCGACGGCUGAUCUAUACUUGCCUGUGGUUUGGGGGAAGAGUGGAGCUGGAAUUUUCAAUUCCAAAUUAUGUGCAGAAUGCCCAGUUUUCUCCCCACUAGGGCGGAUCAGACGGUACAGAAAAGAGGACUCUGGUAAUUCUGGUUUUGCAUUUUGCAAGGUUUCUCCUCGAGCUUUACGUCAAACGUCGGAUAGGGAGGGAGUUGGGGUCCUGGCCAGCGCAGUGAGAGGAGAGGUUCUCUGAAAGCCUCGCGCGCCCCUGGCCAUGUUGCCUUUACUUCCCUCUGACUUAGCGUGGCCCUCCCAGGGUUCCCAGGGCUGGCCGGGGUUGUUCCCCACCCGCGCAUUCUCCCUCACCCCCAGCCAAACUCAACUGGCAAGGCUCCGCCGAGGCGAGACCUUUUGACUCCAGCUCCUUCCCUCCCGCCUCCGUCCCCCGCCCGAGGGUGGCCCUAGAGAGCCGGAUCUCGCCGGCCCGGCAGAGACCAUGGUGUUUCUCCCCGGAAAUGCUUCCGACAGCUCCAACUGCACCCACCCGCCGGCACCAGUGAACAUUUCCAAGGCCAUUCUGCUCGGGGUGAUCUUAGGGGGACUCAUCAUUUUCGGGGUGCUGGGGAACAUCCUAGUGAUCCUCUCCGUGGCCUGUCACCGGCAUCUGCACUCGGUCACUCACUAUUACAUCGUCAACCUGGCUGUGGCCGAUCUGCUGCUCACCUCCACGGUCCUGCCCUUCUCCGCCAUCUUCGAGAUCUUGGGCUACUGGGCCUUUGGCAGGGUCUUCUGCAAUAUCUGGGCGGCAGUGGACGUCCUGUGCUGCACUGCGUCCAUCAUGGGCCUCUGCAUCAUCUCCAUUGACCGCUACAUCGGCGUGAGCUACCCGCUGCGCUACCCGACCAUCGUCACCCAGAGGAGGGGCGUCAGGGCUCUGCUCUGCGUCUGGGCGCUUUCCCUGGUCAUCUCCAUCGGGCCCCUGUUUGGCUGGAGGCAGCCGGCCCCCGACGAUGAGACCAUCUGCCAGAUCAACGAGGAGCCCGGCUACGUGCUCUUCUCGGCGCUGGGUUCCUUCUACGUGCCGCUGGCCAUCAUCCUGGUCAUGUACUGCCGGGUCUACGUGGUGGCCAAGAGGGAGAGCAGGGGCCUCAAGUCCGGCCUCAAGACCGACAAGUCCGACUCGGAGCAAGUGACGCUUCGCAUCCACCGGAAAAAUGUCGCGGCCGGAGGCGGCGGAAUGAGCAGCGCCAAGAACAAGACGCACUUUUCGGUGAGGCUCCUCAAGUUUUCCCGGGAGAAGAAAGCGGCCAAAACGCUGGGCAUCGUGGUCGGCUGCUUCGUGCUCUGCUGGCUGCCCUUCUUCCUGGUGAUGCCCAUCGGGUCUUUCUUUCCUGAUUUCAAGCCCUCCGAAACAGUUUUUAAAAUAGUAUUUUGGCUUGGAUACCUAAACAGCUGCAUCAACCCGAUCAUCUAUCCAUGCUCCAGUCAGGAGUUCAAGAAAGCCUUCCAGAAUGUCUUGAGAAUCCAGUGUCUCCGCAGGAAGCAGUCUUCCAAGCACGCCCUGGGCUACACCCUGCACGCCCCCAGCCAGGCCCUGGAGGGGCAGCCGAAGGACAUGGUCCGCAUCCCCGUGGGGUCCGGGGAGACCUUCUAUAAGAUCUCCAAGACGGACGGGGUCUGUGAAUGGAAGUUUUUCUCUUCCAUGCCCCACGGAUCUGCCAGGAUUACAAUGCCCAAGGACCAAUCAGCCUGCACCACGGCUCGGGUGAGAAGUAAAAGCUUUUUGCAGGUCUGCUGCUGUGUGGGGCCCUCAGACCCCAGCCUUGGAGACAACCACCAAGUUCCAACCAUUAAGAUCCACACCAUCUCCCUCAGUGAGAAUGGAGAGGAAGUCUAGAGGACAGGAAAGGUCAGAGAAAAGGGGUGACCCUAGGCUCCCUCCCCACUUCCCACCCUUCCUGCAGGACGAGAGGGCACCAUCCAGCACAGGCCCAUCUGGGAACGGGGUGGGGGAGGAGACCCAACUCAUCAGGCAGCAGGUGGGUCUCCUGGAAGAGGCAGGAUGUCUCACCACCACCUGGUUCAAAGUGAGCCAGACGGCGUUUCCCCCAAGCUAACAUCUCUCGGUCACUUUCUGAAUCUGCUUUCCACGACUGACCCUUUCAACGAAAAACACCAUGGGAAACAGAAUUUCAUACACAAUCCAAAAGACUAUAAAUAUAGGGUUAUGACUUCAUCAUGAAUAUUUUGAGCACACACUCUAAGUUUGGAGCUAUUUCUUGAUGAAAGUGAGGGGAUUUUAUUUUCAGGCUAAACCUACUCACAGCCACAUUUGACAUUUAUGGAGACAGGGCCGAGAGAGCAAGGACUGUAAGAUGGCGGCCAAUACCCAAACACGUUCUUUUAGAGCGAGUUUUAAAACGCCAUCAUUUCUGAUACAACGAGUUUCUCAACUUGGGUGCAACUGGACAGUGAGAUUUACCCUUGGCUGCACUUUGGAUAUUGUUCCUUGUCCCCUAAAGGGACAUUCAUGUCUCAGAAUGAGACAGAGACACAUUCUGUGCCACUGGGCUUGGAGAAUGUGCAAAGAACCAAGCAGGAAAAGCAUACUUUUCCCAAGAGACAUGAGGCUCAGUUUUGCAAAUUAACUACUAAGGACAGAAAUCCUUCCAGAAGCUACCAGAUUAUAUGAAAGAAAGCCCCUUCUGCAACUUUUAAAGAUCAAGAAGUUGGGGUGGGUGCUCAUUUCCCCCUAAGGUAAAGAUUGCCAAAUUACUCCACAACAUUUUUGAUGUGGCCUAAAAAGACCUUUCUUGACAAAUCGCUUACCUUUUCCAGAACUCCAAUUUGAAAAUACAGAGCUCAUUCUCUUUUGACUUCCAUUUCUUUUUAUCUGCUUGCCAACUGCAUACUGAGGUGAGGUUUACCUGGGUUGUAUUGGAAUGAGCCCAAGGUCCAGGUAUAUCCUUCCUGAACUUUGAAAGACACUAAUGCUCAGCCUUGAACAUGGAAUGACUGAUGGCCAAAGAACUGCCCAGAGCAUGAGUUUGCAAACGUUUUUGACAAAAACCCAUCUAUCCUGGCAAAAGAUCCAGUAGCCUAUUCAAUUUCAUCUAUGCCUGCUUUCUGCAAGAACCUGGGGAACAUGCUAUUUUUCAAUUAUAUAAACACCCAAUUUUGACAAACCUUAAUAACUCAGAUGACUGCUAAUGACGGAGAUGGUAACCAUAUGUAAAAAUUCAAAUAUGCCUGUCAUUCCACAUUAAGAACUUAAAAAGUAGGAUUUAAGAAUUCCAGAGCAGGUUGAAGGGGAUGCAUAACCUUCCAGCAAGGCUGUGGCCCCAGUAUCUUUCUCUUCCUUCCUUGCCGCAAGGUGCUCAUUUCCUUAAAUCUUUCUCAAAGGCGACUCUCUUUCCACACUGCAACGGAUGGUGUACCUGCAUGUGGGUUGGGGUUUUUUGGUGGGGUGUGUUUGGAUUUUGAGUAGGACUGCUUCCUCAGUGUUAUUCUGCCUAGAGUCCUCUGAUUGUCCACAGGGACGGAUAUUUGGCCUUGUGUUCAGAACUUGGGUUCUGGCGCUUAGAAGUUGGCUGGAUUUUUAGACUCUCCUGUCCUCUCUGCAUGUCCCAUAAUGCUUCUACCAGAUGUGUCCUUCCUAUUCUCAAGGCAGGCAUUAGAGAGAACUGGAAUAUGCAGGCCUCACUGAUUUCUGCCUUGAUAGGAAAGAUAAGCUCUGUGGUCCAGAGAGCUUCUUUCAGAUUCUGAAUUUAGGGGGGAAAAAAAUUCACACUUGGCCCUGGUUUCCCCUGCAGAAAGGGUAUCCUCAUAGGUAAUCACUUUUCUUCAGCAAAAUGUCAUCCCAUGUUAGAGAUGAUCUUUUAAACACUUUUACAGAUAAAUCUAAAUUUUAGAUAUGGGAAAAAGAAGAGCACCCAAAAGUCAGCACACCACUUCCAAUCAAAGUAAACCACUAAGAAAUCUUUUGACCAUCACAUAAAAACCAUGGCAAUUGUAUCCAUGUAAAAUUGUCCGUAAAUAAUUGUCUGCUCCACUGUUCUCCAGCACCACUCUCUCUGCGGAGGCAAACUUUACAUGUUUUAUUUUUUUUUUCUUUUCCCAUAGCAUGAUAACUGGUAUAAACAUGCCAAGAAAUUGGUAAUGUCACCCAAAAGUUAGUAACAACGUGGAUUAAACAAUACACAAGUUAUGUUUUACUCAUCCACAAAAAUAUCUGUACUUUUAAGCAUGCCAAAAAUUAUCUAAAAUUGUUACAGCUAAACAAAUGAUUGUCAUAUUUAUACUCACAUGUUUACUGUUUCUAUUUGGAGUGGGAGGAAUUUACCCAGAGUAACAGUGAUUACAAUGUUUUCUCCAAUGUGUUAUAAAAAGCAUCUGCUCUGGGAUUGUCCCGACAUCACAAGAGUCGAUGUUGAUAUCGCAUGGGAGGGGCAAGAUGGGCCUUGAUUCAUAUUGCUCGGGUUGAAAGGGUCCUUGAAGUUCUUUAUUCAAAAAUUUCCCCAGACUAUUUGCAAGGGUUUCAGAAGAGCAUUUUACUCACCCUCCUUUUUCUUCUCAUUUGCUUCUGGGGCGAGACCUGCACAGGUCCUCAUACCCACACUUUAAAAUGUGGUUCCUUGGGAUUGACUGCAAAUUAACCUUGGCAAGUAGGCUACCAAAUCUCCAGUGCAGCCAAGAGCAGGUCAUCCUCAGAAAUUUGGUAUCCACAAUUCGAGAAGACCACACCACUUUUUUAGGGUUGAUUAUCUAGAAUGUUGUUCAGACCUUGCAAGAAGGGACAAGUAUACCAACUUGGGAGAAGAUGGGCACAUGAAAGAAUGCAGAAGAGGCUGCAUAGGCCAAGAAUGGAAAACACAGUCGUGGCCAGGACACCCACUGGGAGGUGUGUUGAAGUUAUUGAUUACCAGCCGCGGUUCAUAGGAACACUCCGGAAGUGUAUUUUUUUGAGAAAAAUGAACGUUAACAGAUCCAUUGCUUACUCUCACAUAUAUUCCAACUUUUUUCUUUUUAAUUUUAUUUGAGUUGGAGAAAAGGGAAGGGAUGAUAGGUUUUCCACCAUGAAUUUCAGAGAAUGUGUUGAGCAUGGGAAACUCAUGGAUGCCGCUGUGAGAGAAGGGUUCAGAGUGGUGAUUGCCAGGUUGCCAGAGACCCAGGCAAUCUGAGGCACCUUGGCAGCUGUGCCACUUGCUAGAUGGCAGCCCCCUGCCUCUGGAUUUUCUUUCCCAUAUGAAAGCGGCACAUCGCAAUCAUCUUGGUCUCUCCUCUCUUCAAUGUGCACCAUCACGCAGAUCUUCUAGCUUCAGUGGGUCUCUUGUUCAUGGCCUGCGGGUGAGAACAUUUAGGGGAACUAUUUGCUUGGGCAAGUAAUUAUUCAUCCUUUAAUGACAGCUACUUAGUCACAGCUGGACAAACAUUCUCAGUUCCUUCUGGGGCGAGAUCUGCACAGGUCCUCCUGCCAAAAAAGACGCUGCCUCUCUAUGUGAACAUUUGUUGAUGCAUUUAAGGACAAGAGCUCUGCUCAUCAACAAAGGGGGGAGGGGUGGCAAUUAAGGGGAAGUCAAGCAGGUGGAAGGCAAAUCUCCUAGAAUAAGCCAGGGAAGGCAGAGGUGGCAGAGGUGGCACACAUGGAGACAUCAGAGCUACACUCACUCGACCCUCUGAUCUCUUUUACACUACUAGGACUUUUAACCAUGAAACCACCUGUACACAGCUCCCGCCGAGCCCAGUUGGAACACUGUUGCGCCUGCUCCGUGUCUACAAACUAAGCUGUGGAGCAGGGCUGAGUCCACCAUCUUCCAAAAGCAAUGGCAGCAGUGGCCUCUGGCCCUUCAAAGUCCCUGCAAGAUGAGUGAGUGGAAAUGACUGUCACCCAGCUGAGCCAGGAAAACAAGUUAGGAUGUCAGCGGAGGACCCUUGCCGGGGUUGCCAUCAACACAAUCUUAUUUUUGAUCCCCAGACCCAAAUGUCAUGUGGGUGGACUGGGAAUCGCUGCAUCUGCUCUGGGUAGGACAAUGUCAUUUCUUCUUCGCCACUGCAGCCGGAUUAUGGGUUCUCCCACCUGCAGGGAAGGCUGCGGGGUGGCAGGGGGCUGAGGGGCAGGGCAUUUAGUGGUGUUUUGCUGCAGCUAAGAAGCAAGGAACUGCCGUUAGGCUGGAAGCUUGCUCAUUUCAAGAGGCAAAAUGAUUCCUUUUCCUUUUCCUGUGGCUCAGGAGUUACUACAUUAUCUCCUUCCAUAUCAUGUCAGGGUGGACAUGUUAUAAUCUGGAAAUAAUUUUGGCCAGACUAGGAAAGCUACAGACUUCAUUAGAUAAAAAAAA